Neurospora hispaniola is the source of this 2281-nucleotide messenger RNA. RefSeq lists its product as uncharacterized. The transcript has a single exon. Gene Ontology annotation, molecular function: protein binding. NCBI's taxonomy places the organism in Eukaryota, Fungi, Ascomycota, Sordariomycetes, Sordariales, Sordariaceae. The coding region runs from base 370 to 2091 and encodes 573 amino acids. The record is from RefSeq and is a predicted model, not a curated record.
CUUGUCCCCGUCUCAGCAUGGACACAACAUCUGCACCCCGUCAGAGACACCCUGUCCUGUCCCAUCAAUGCACUCACCCAUCGAGUCGCAGCUUUCAUGUGAGCUAGCCGCAUGUGCUGGCUCCACGCCCUGUUGACCACAGCACCGAAAUCCAGCUCAUCUAUGUCACGUCUCCGUUCCCUUAUGCCAUUGCUGGCAUUCAUGUGUAUCUGAUCACGUCCUCUUCAACUAUAAUAAUGGCCACUUCCAUGUCAUCAUGUUUCCCAUGACCUCUCGUUGUCAUCAUCAUACCUUCCAAUACCCUCUAUCUUUCAUCUCACUCUGCCUUCCCUUGUCACAUCACACCACCUCCAAAAAAACAAAACCAACAUGACGCUGAUCGAGAUUCCCUUUGCUAACCUCACCCUGUCGGACACCAGCAAACGCAUGUAUGACAAGAGGUUCCGGGAAUGGAAUGUGUUUAAAAAUGUCAACAGUGAUGAAAAGGAUAGGCAUGUACGUCCUGGCCGAUUCCAUGGAUCCACUUCGCCUCGGAGGCACGGCCAUGCCUCACCUGCGGCACAACAUAAUAUAAAUAACCGGGACGGCAUGGGGGAAACACCACCGUACACACAACCCUUGCUAUCACCACAUGAGAGACGGAGGCGUUCACAACGGUCGACGAGCCCCUGCACAUCCCUGUCCAUCACCAUAUCCAGUCCAAGUACCAAGUCCAUAGGGACGUCACCAGCACCAGUACAUCAGCGAGCCAUGAGCCCACCAAUUACCCGAUCGGCCUUGAGCAUAGCGGAUCUUAUCAUUGAAACAGCCCCCCAGCCGAAGCAGAGAUCCGAGUCUCCUGCCGAAACCAUCGAAACGUGCUCGUCACCGGCUUUCUCUUCCUCGACACCUGGCGGUCAAUCAUGCGCUACACCUGCAUCGAGCUGUGCUUGGUCUGAGGAUCAGAACCGAGAUAAGGACAAGCAAUUAGUCCACACCAGGUUGCCCAACCCACAAAAUCUUUCCAACUUCAAGGCACAAAUCCGCGCCCUUGCCGAGUCACCGCCGCCAUUCAUCGCCCCGGACUCCAGGACGCGGACACUGGACAUCAUCACUCUCAGCCUCCGUGACUACUAUGACUGGCAGAUACGCAACGUACCAGACGGCAUAUCACCCGAUGACUUCCUCGGACAAGGGACAACCGAUGCAUCACAGCAGUACUGGUCUUCUAUCAAGAACGCAAUCUACCUCAUCAAGCUCUCGGCCAGUUCAGCGCAGUCAGAUGCCACUCAACGACCUGAUCUCCGUGCAUGGCCGGCCCUGUCCGAAGCUGGUCGGGACGCCGCAGCCGCCAUGACCAGCCAACCUUUUGACUUCCUCCGCAACCUCUUCGCCACGCUCUCGCCAGCCAACGUCCGCGCCCGUCCUGAACUUCGGAUCAUCCUCCUGCAGUUCCUCAAGAGCGAAGCCAAUAACAACUUCUCACCCACACACCCCAUCGCCCGCAUCUGCACCGAGCUCAGCAACGACCAAGACUGCCAGGAAAUAUCGCGCCGCGCUCUGCAGUGUAUGGUGGACUUGUUCAGCCGCCUCGGCCAACGACGUUUUGUCUCCUUCAAACUCCUUGACUCCCUGGCCACUCUCCUCCGUCGCAACGGCGAGUUCGAUGCGGCAAUGGUCAUUGUCACGGAGCUCUUCAAAGCCUGCCGGCAAGAAUUCGGACCAUACGCGGAACAGACGCGUGCAGUUCAGAAUGAGUUGGCGCACUUCUACAUGGUUGUGGACGACGGUGAUCAAGCUUUGCAGCACUGUAUGGCUGUCAUUCGCCGCCCGCCACCCGAGGGGCUAGCCAAUGACCCGAAGAUUGCUUUUCACCAAGACGGCAUUGCAGCGCACACGAUGGAGGACGUCGCGGAGAUUCAUGAGAAACGGGGGGAUCUGGAUCAGGCGAUUGUUUGGCUGGAGAGGGCAGCGGAUGUCGCAUUGAGGGUUUGGGGGCCGCAGGCGGUAGCGACGGGGCAUAUCAUCGACAAGCUCACGACGCUUAAGAAGGAGUAUGCGAGUAAUAUGUUGAAAAGUGCGAGGGACUGGGAGGCUAUUAUCAAGCGAUAGUAUCUAGGUAGCUUUGGGGUUGAUUGAUUGAACAAUCGUUGUUAUUCAACUCUUUUCUGUAGAAUGAGCGAAUCCUGCAAUGCCUACGAGCUACUCUCAACUUUGUUGACGCAUUCAAGAAAGGAUAGAGGUAAGGUAUUAGUGGAAGAUCCAAGGCGUUAACAGGAUCCACAAAAGGAUUUAACGCAAC